Messenger RNA from Dendroctonus ponderosae (mountain pine beetle), 2130 nucleotides. RefSeq lists its product as uncharacterized. NCBI's taxonomy places the organism in Eukaryota, Metazoa, Arthropoda, Insecta, Coleoptera, Curculionidae. The transcript has 9 exons. Bases 273 to 1814 code for a protein of 513 amino acids. The record is from RefSeq and is a predicted model, not a curated record.
CAAACAACUUAGAAAGCUGUGGUUAACGGGCAAAUCAAUUUCAUAUUGUUCUCAAUGUGACGUCAUCAAUGACGAAGUGAACUUUCGAAAUCAAUUGAAUUUUGGGAGUUGUUUGAACAUUGACUCAUUCUGCACUUCGAUAUUGAAAACAGUCGUUUAAAACAUUAUAUUUUCAGGUUUUUCCCCCAUUUUCCUAACCCCACUUACCAAAUUUACCACUGACAUUCAGUCAAGGUGUUUUUUGUUAUGAAAAGACACUUAGGUCUAACAAAAUGUUUUGGCCUGGAAUUUUUUCAAUUUUCCUUUUUCUCCUUGUUUGUGUUGAAUUGGGAUGGGCGUUUGAGUUAAAAUUGCAAUGUGAUGAUCCUAUUGUUUUGGGGGCCACUGUGCAAUGUACUGUUAGUGUUUAUGAUGAAAGUGGGCAGCCGUUGACUGGUGAAACGUUUAAAUAUACGUGGAAGGACGAUGCUAUUCCGCAAAAUAACAGAGAAAUACAAAAAGUGUCUACAACGGACGACUGGUCAGUUACAUACAACCGGUCGGUGUACACAUCUGGUAUAUAUAUUAUCAGAGUGGUUGUAUGCAAAAUAUAUUUAUCGUUCAUAUGUAUUUCUUCAAAUUCACAAGGGACGUUCAUCAAUGUCUCAGACUCGCUUAAUGGACAGCUUGUAGUCGCUCAACGAAAUGAAACCCGCGCCGGUUUUGUAUCUGUAACCGAUACCGUCCGGUUUAAUACAGUUCUGAAAGCUGCAGACAAGAAUUACGUCUCCACAGCACCUACAGUAUUGUCUUACUGGUUUCUGGAUUGCGUUUACUAUGGGAUUACAACCGAUAUGCAAUUCGAGUUUAAUUUUACGAAAACCGACGAGCAUCACAUUAUUGAGACGCUUAUUAUGGGAGAUUUUUCACCCUUGCCUCCUCCCGUCACUCUUCCACCGUCUACCACUAGUACUCCACCAACCACUACUACGAAAGGAUCCACUACAACUGCUGGAACUACCACAACUUCUACGACCACCCUAAAGCCAAAAUCUGUGUCUAAACGCGAUGUGGCUAGUGGGACUAUCGAACUUAACUUCACCACUACAGCUGGCAAUAAGACAGAGUCGAAUAUAAAAAUGUGGCAAAAUGGAACUUUAGUACCCUACAACGCAUUAUUCCCUUAUGUAUGCAAUAGCACUGCUGUCGUCACUGAUCAAACAAAGGUGCACGGCUUUUUCCAGAGUUCGUUUAUUACGAAAGCUCCCAUUUCAAAUGUUACUGUAUCUGGUAACAACUGGCUACAACAUGGUGAGCUUUUGAGCUUAAAUAUCAAGUGUCAAGGCUCGGAAAAAAUCCAGUUUUGCUACUUCUUUAAACCAGGAUUAUAUAAUGUCACUGGCAACGAAACUUGCGAACAUUUCAUCGAGUUGGAGACGUGCGAAUUUCCCAUUCGCAGAUACCUCCAGGACAAAUACACUGUGAUCAUUAUCAUUAAAAAUGACGUGAGCAAAAAGAUCACACCUGUUGCUGUAACUGUUUAUAAGGUUAAGCAGCAGUCUCAGCUAUCAGUGAUAGUCGUGCCAGUGGCUUUCAGCCUGGCUGCAGUGGUUUCAAUUGUAUUUGGAAUAGCAUAUUAUCUACAAAAUAGGUCCAGAUUUGUAGUAGAAGUUGCCGAUUUCGACUUCGGUGCAAAAUACGCAGACAUGGAAUACAAAACGUUCAAGGAUCGAUUGAAAGACUCAAUCGUAAAUGCGUUUACUAGGGACCCCAUGCCGACCACCUCAGAUGCUCCGAUAUGGCCGCCUAGCCAUAAGUACGGCAGUAUGACGUAAUGGGAUUUGCAACAGACAUUUAUUAAACCUGUGAAAUUAGUUUUUAGUGAGAUGUAGUUUACUCAUAUAUGAAACUUAUAGUAUGCAUAAGCUGCAAGCGCUUAGAGUCGUCGAAAAGUUGCUUAAUGUCUGAAUUAUGCUCGGGGGUCAAGUAAAUUCGGCUAUUUGAAGAAUUUACGAUAAGGUCUUUAAACGCGACGUUCGGUUAUGUUUACUGAAGUUUUAGGAGAAAUGUAUAUAUUAAAAGCUUAUUGGCAUAAGAGGCAGGAAAUUUGUUGUUACCGUAAUUAUUUAUCAAUAUAACUACUUUAUUUUA